AUGCCCAUUUCCACCAAGAUCCAGCUUGACCCGCGCGAGCGCCGCCUGCGCAACCUCCUCGUCGAUGUGGCCCGAUCCAUCGACGACGCGCCGCAGCCCGUCGUCCUGCGCUGGGCCGGCGGCUGGGUACGCGACAAGCUGCUCGGCUCCGCGAGCCAUGAUAUUGACGUCGCCAUCAACGCCAUGACUGGCGGCCAGUUCACCGCCCGCCUGCGCGAGCACUGCCAGAAGCCCGACGUCAUCGCCGCGCACAACCUCGCGCCGGGGGACAUUGGCAGCCCGCACACGGUCGCGCGCCAGCCCGACAAGUCCAAGCAUCUCGAGACGGCCAUCCUGCGCCUCUUUGGCCUGGAUCUCGACUUUGUCAACCUCCGAAAGGAGACGUAUGCCGACGACAGUCGCAACCCGCAGAUGGAAUUUGGCACGGCCGAGGAGGACGCCGUCCGCCGCGACGCCACCAUCAACGCCCUGUUUUACAACCUCAACACGGAAGAGGUCGAGGACUUUACUGGCGGCCUGGCUGACAUGGAAAAGAAGAUUAUUCGCACACCGCUAGAGCCUCUGCAAACUUUCAAGGAUGAUCCGUUGCGUGUUCUGCGACUAGUCCGCUUCUCGAGCAGACUCGACUUUUCCAUCGAGGAGGGCACAAGGCGGGUUAUGAAUGAUACAUCGGUUUUGGAGGCCUUGAAAGUUAAAAUCAGCCGCGAACGUGUUGGACAAGAACUAGAAAAGAUGCUACAAGAUCAGCAUCCUCGUUUGGCGCUGCAGCUCAUUGAUGACAUUGGCCUGUACCACGCGAUAUUCACAGACCCCACGCGCCCAGAUCUGCAGCAGCCCAACAUUGACAGGUGGCCUGUUGCAUACAACGGCCUUGAUGACAUUCUACAAACACGGACACCAGGAUCCAUUGCCGCCACUCUCAUCCACACCGACGAAUACCGCUGCAUCGCCUGGAACCUCGCCGCCGUCAGCCCCUGGAUGCGCGUGCAAGACCCCCCCGGGACCAAGAAAAAGGCCAGCGCGCUGCCCCCCGUCGGCGUCAUUGCGCGCGAGGGCUACAAGGCCGCCAACAAGCUGACCGACAUCCUGGCCGCCGCGCACCGCCACCUCGACGAGAUUCUGGCCCUCAAAAAGGACGUCCUAGACGGCGCCGCCCACAUCCGCGAGCGCGACCGCUUCGGCAUGGCUAUUCGCCGCUGGGACGCGCAGGGCGGCUCCUGGCGCCUGCAGGUCCUCGCCGCGCUGCUCACCGAGGCGCUCGAGCGGCUGCGCGUGUGGCCCAACGCGGCCGUUGUCGAGGCCAGCAGCGCAGGUGAGCACGCGACGCGGCGCGACGCAUUUGUCGCCGAGUGGCAGCAGUUCCUCGAUCAUUUGGUCGAGAUUGACGUCAUGGACGCGCCGCAGCUCAAGCGCCUGCUCGACGGCCGUGACCUGGCCAAGGCCCUUGGCGUCAAGCCCGGCAGGUGGACGGGCCAGGCGCUGGAUGUCUGCGUCGCGUGGCAGCUGCGGAACCCGGAUGCGACGGACGCGACGCCGGCUUUGGAGGAGGUGCAGAAGCGACGUAAGGAAUUGGGCAUUCCGGAUGCUCAAUAA
This is a messenger RNA of Cordyceps militaris CM01, 1593 nucleotides long. Its product is annotated as tRNA nucleotidyltransferase. Gene Ontology annotation, biological process: tRNA 3'-terminal CCA addition. Bases 1 to 1593 code for a protein of 530 amino acids. The transcript has 2 exons. Lineage: Eukaryota; Fungi; Ascomycota; Sordariomycetes; Hypocreales; Cordycipitaceae. The record is from RefSeq and is a predicted model, not a curated record. Gene Ontology annotation, molecular function: RNA binding; ATP:3'-cytidine-cytidine-tRNA adenylyltransferase activity.